This is a messenger RNA of Sclerotinia sclerotiorum 1980 UF-70, 2268 nucleotides long. RefSeq lists its product as hypothetical. The record is from RefSeq and is a predicted model, not a curated record. Gene Ontology annotation, cellular component: microtubule; kinesin complex. NCBI's taxonomy places the organism in Eukaryota, Fungi, Ascomycota, Leotiomycetes, Helotiales, Sclerotiniaceae. The transcript has a single exon. Gene Ontology annotation, biological process: microtubule-based movement. The coding region runs from base 1 to 2268 and encodes 755 amino acids. Gene Ontology annotation, molecular function: microtubule motor activity; microtubule binding; ATP hydrolysis activity.
AUGUCUUCCAAUCUGCCUGAAAAGAAGAAUUUUCUUCAACGAGCUAGUGAUAUUCGCCGCCGUCAAACCGACCAAAGUACUACAAGUGGCAAGCUCACUAAUCCUGCUAAGAAAAAGCAAGACAUGACAGAAGCAGGAUCGAUAUCGCAAGGCAUAGAAGUGAUUUCGAAAACUAGGUCAGAAGCUGCAGAGGACGAUCCCGAGGUAGAGCCAAAUGGAGAAGAUGAUGCGAGCAAGCGAAGUGGAGAACAGAUGAGACUAUCGUCGAUGUUAGCCCAAACAGAGCAGCAAAAUAAUGCCAAUGAUUUGGGGAAUAUAAAGAAGAGAGUCUCAAAAGGUUCGUCUAAGGCCAUUCCAAUGUACCGUAGGCUAAUAAGACAGGCGCAGGCGCCUCCCAAGCCAGUCAAUGUCUCACAAGAGGUUACAGCAGCAAUUGAAGCGCUGUCUUUCAAACUACGUAAUCAAGACGAAAUCCUCCGAAAUUUAGGUGAAGCGAGCGAUAAACACGCUGCGGAUAACAAUGCCCUGAGAAAGAUAGUCGAUGAGACACGCGUCAAGGUCAGAGAUUCUAAAGCCAUAUCGAUGGGCCAAAAUCUGCAACUAGCCCAAUUGCAGAGCGAACUUGAAAUAAAUCAAGCAAAGUUCGAUGUCUUGCAGGCGUACAGUAAUGAACAGGACGUGAAAUUGAUAAGCAAGGAUGAGAUGGUUGAAAAGCUUCAAAAAGAGAAUAUAAAAAUCAAUCGACAAUUACAAGAAUCCGAAGCUGCUAGAGUAGCAACGCCUCGCAUGAGUCCAUCUCUUGAUGCAGCCAGGAUCCAAAGUGCGAGGCUCAAAGAUAGCGCAGCUGACAAAGAAGAGAUCAAUAUUCUGAGGUCGAAAAUCUCAGCACUUGAAGAAGAGCUGCACGAAGUGGAAGUGCAGCUCAAACAGGAAAGUAUUAAAGCAAUAGAGAUGGCGGAAAAGCACGGAGAUGAGAUAGCGAAACUCAUAGAGGAGCACGAUGAUCUAGCCAUCGAAAAGUUAUUCAUGGAGAAUGAGUUGAAGUCGGAGAAAGAAUCUUCUACUAUUCAACUUGAGGAAAUGGAGACACUUGUCAAGAGACUCAAACUCGAACUGAUUGAAAGCAAAGGGAGUUUCCGGUCUUGGCUACGUAUCCGACCUCCGCAAGGCACUCUCAUUAAACAGCCCAUCUCAAUUCAUGGUGGUGAUAGAGUAGAAGUCAUCGACAGAUUUGGCAAAACUCGUGACUUUCAUUUUGACCGCGUUUUUGCACCUGAAGCUAACAAUGCCUCCGUUUUCCACGACCUAAGUGAAAUCUUAGAGGCUGCCCUUCAGGGCUACGACAUUACCGUCCUUGCAUAUGGACAAACCGGCUCUGGAAAAACAUACACCAUGAGUGCGAUGCUCGAUAUGGCUUUAGAACAAAUUUUCACCCAACUUGGCAAAUCCCAAGGGACCGGCUAUAGCGUCAAGGGCCGCUGUAUUGAAGUAUAUGAACAGAAGGUAUACGACCUCUUCAAGCCAGUACGAGAACCACAAAAGGUCUCAAGCGAGUGCGGUGGUAUGUGGCCCGCGCGCGAGCAGGUCUUGCCCGUGGAAACGGUUGUUCUUGACAACCUUGAAUCCAUUCAAGCAAUGAUUAAGGAUGUGAAUAAGAAUCGUACAUCAGGUCGAACUGAAAAAAAUGACACUUCGUCACGUUCUCAUAUGUUCUUGUCCUUCCAGAUAAAAGCAUCAAAGGCGGAACCAUCUGGUGCCAUCACAACGACACACUCCGGCAUUACAUUCAUUGAUCUUGCAGGUUCCGAGUCUUUGAAAAAUGUCACUGGUCGGCAGACACAAACACAAGCUAUCAACUCCGAGCUUUCAGCCUUGAAAAGCGUGCUAAUUGCCAUGGGCAACAACACAGCGCGCAUUCCAUUCCGAGACACACAGCUCACCAGACUGCUUCAAGAUAGCUUUACUGGCGGUAAAGUGCUUUUUAUCCAAGCAGCUAGCCUUGGUGAGCUGGAGGAAUCCAUUCAUACGAUGGAUUUUGGUGGUUUAGUGAGCAAGGUUACGCAAAAAAAGCCGGCGAAGAAUGUUGUUACGAAGUUUGCAGCUACGAAGGGUGGGUUGAAGGAAACUAAAAUGACCUCGCCGACACCCGCUACUGGUGCUAGCACUAGAAUGGCUCCUAGGGGUGCCCCCCCUACUCGAGGUGCUCCAGCUACAAGGGGUAGCCAUGGUCCCCGAGGCAACACUCGGGAUAGCGGACGAGACAAAUGA